Messenger RNA from Macroventuria anomochaeta, 1749 nucleotides. RefSeq lists its product as uncharacterized. Gene Ontology annotation, cellular component: membrane. Bases 1 to 1749 code for a protein of 582 amino acids. The record is from RefSeq and is a predicted model, not a curated record. The transcript has 3 exons. Lineage: Eukaryota; Fungi; Ascomycota; Dothideomycetes; Pleosporales; Didymellaceae. Gene Ontology annotation, molecular function: acetyl-CoA transmembrane transporter activity.
AUGAGCAAACGCGCCUCGAGGUCCAAGAACCGCGGCUCUGUACCACGCAAGAGCUCCACCGACUCGCUGCGAAAGGAGAGCAACAACGGACAUGCGAACACCAGCGCGACCAUGAACGGCGUUAUUCUCGAACAUCGCCGCAAGCAUGCGAGCAUCGACGGCACUUCGCCCUCCAGCCAGGCAGCGAGCCUCAUGAGCAGCCACUCCUUCACCCUCGACGACGACGUACCGCCAUUGGACGCUGAGGAGGGCCCCUCGAAAGGCUUCUUUGAGCUGUCGAAAAAGGACCAGCGCAACUUCCUACUCCUCGUGCUGCUCUACUUCCUCCAGGGCAUUCCCAUGGGUUUGGCGCACGGCUCAGUCCCAUUUCUGCUGAAGAACGUCGUCUCGUAUUCGGCCAUUGGCGUCUUCUCGCUGGCCGCAUAUCCCUACUCGUUGAAGCUUCUUUGGAGUCCGAUUGUGGAUGCUGUCUGGUCCCCUAACGUUGGCCGAAGAAAGAGCUGGAUCUUGCCCAUCCAGACCAUCUCUGGUUUCUCGAUGAUCUGGUUAGGAAAGAACAUCAACAGGCUCAUGACGGAGGCUGGCGAGUCAGACGGUCGUGUAUGGACAUUCACAUGGUGGUGGUUUGCCCUCGUCUUUCUCUGCGCAACGCAGGACAUUGCCGUAGAUGGCUGGGCCCUCACACUUCUGUCCAAAGAGAAUCUCGCAUACGCCUCGACCGCCCAAACCGUCGGCCUUACAGCCGGCCAAUUCCUUUCGUACACCGUCUUCCUCGCCUUCAACUCGAAAGACUUCGCAAACAAAUGGUUCCGCCCUGCCGGCGCACCCGCCGAAACUGGUCUGCUCGAACUCGACGGCUACCUCACAUUCUGGGGCUGGGCGUACCUCCUCGUAACCCUCGGCCUGGCGCUCAUGAAGCGCGAAGACCGCGACCGCAACACCGAUGGCAUCAAGGAUGUCUACAAAACAAUGUGGGGCAUCUUGAAGCUCAAGAACAUCCAGUCCUUCAUCAUCAUCCACCUGAUCGCCAAAAUCGGCUUCCAGGCCAACGAUGCGGUCACUAGCUUGAAACUCCUCGACAAGGGCCUCAAGCAGGAAGAACUCUCCCUCGUCAUUCUCGUCGACUUCCCUGUGGAGGUGUUCCUGGGCUACUACAUUGGCAAAUGGUGCCAGACAUAUCCGCCCAUGCAUAUUUGGUGCUGGUCUUUUGUCGGCCGCCUGGUCGCAGCAGGAUUUGCGCAGUUCGUGGUAUCCGUUUUCCCCGCCGACGGCGCAACAGGCGGAUUCCUACUCCUCGUUAUCGCGGAACACGUCCUCUCCACAUUUAUGAACACGGUCAUGUUCGUGGCCGUCAGCGCUUUCCAUGCAAAGAUCUCUGAUCCGGUAAUCGGCGGUACUUACAUGACGCUGCUCGCUACCGUUUCAAACCUCGGCGGCACAUUCCCGCGCUUCUUCAUCCUCAAAGCCGUCGACAUGUUCACCUCCGCUACCUGCUCUCCCCCUUCCACCCCCCCUAAAACCGAACUGCUCAAAGGCCCGCUCGUCACGCAGCCAUUCUCGUGUGCUCUAGAAGGCGACAAGCACCGCUGCAUCAACGGCGGCGGAGUCUGCAAUGUCACAACCGACGGGUACUAUAUUGUAAACAUACUGUGUAUCAUCGUUGGCGUUGUCACGUUCUGGGGGUACAUCAAGCCCGCUGUUAUGCGAAUACAGGCGCUGCCCUUGAGGGCGUGGAGGUUGGCUGCGUAG